AGAGUCAUUUUGGCUUUCGUGGCCAUUAGUCCAGCGUGCGCCUGCCGCCCUCCCCACGCGCUACUCCCAGUUGCUGGCGCGGAUGGCACAUGCAACAAUCCGGUGCGCAGCGGGACAGGACGCACCUCCCCCUCUCAUCAUGUCAUGGGAGGUCUCGAAUUGGUUUUUUUCUGACCCUCAUGGGGACUACGCAACUGACGUAGAGCUGCUGGGUAUGCCGGAGUUCCUAGGCACCAGUGCAAACCUCCUAGGCGUGCUUCUUGUUGUCCUGUUGGCUCGCGCAAAUUACGAGAAGUUCCACAAGAACGCCCAGCGCUGCAUUCAGUGGAUGUGCGUUUAUCUUCUGAUGCACGCUGCUAUCCACGCGUCGUGGGGGUACAAGUUCCGCGUCCCCUUCACUUGUCUCAUGAACAUCGCGUUUGUUUGGAUGAGGCACUACGGCUUCAGUGUUUCCUGGAUGCACGCCUCCCCGACCAGAGCGAAGACGGGUCGCAGGAUCAGUGAGGCGGUCGCCUAUUUGCUCAUCGUGCUCAACGUCGCCGUGGUAUCGCCCCGAGCCCUCACCAUCGGGCUCACCGCGUUCGUGCAGCCGCUCUUGCUGUGGCCUCUGCGGUUUUGGGUGGACGGGUGGAGGAGCUCCAACCACAUGCGAUGGCUGGUGGGCUUCUCGGUCCUGUGGUGGACCUUCACCUUCUUCCUGAAGCAGGAGCUUAAGGUAGGCGCCAGCGGCGCGUGCUCCUGGAUGAACACCCACCUGACCGCCGAGACGUUCGGCGUCGCAGGGAAUUUGUGCCUCGUCGUGUACAUCUUGAGAAUGACGAGGGAUGCGGCCAGAGAUGGCUCCGAGAAGAAGGGGUCGUAAGCGUGCUCUUUGAUGUCUCUCGCGACUUUCAAUAUUGCGAGGGCCUUACGGCCAGUGCCGCCGACCCUGUGUGCUAGAUGGAGG
Molecule: messenger RNA, 946 nt
Organism: Prorocentrum cordatum
Lineage: Eukaryota; Dinophyceae; Prorocentrales; Prorocentraceae
Source: the annotation of a GenBank genome assembly